Molecule: messenger RNA, 942 nt
Organism: Saprolegnia parasitica CBS 223.65
Lineage: Eukaryota; Oomycota; Saprolegniomycetes; Saprolegniales; Saprolegniaceae
Exons: 1
Coding region: 1-942 (313 amino acids)
Source: RefSeq, a predicted model, not a curated record
AUGCUUCCACACGAGCUUCUCGAACUCAUUGCUCUCUUUGUACCGUGCCCAAAGGCCUUUUUGGUGCUACUCCACGCGCUUCCUCCGCGCCACCUCACGACGCCGUUCCAGAGUCUGCUCGCGCUCUCACGGACGCCGUACGUUAGCAUUGCAUGGCCCCGCCUCGUUCUCAAGCAAAGUCGCCUCCCGCUUGAAGCGACACAGCUCCUCGAGCGCACGUUCUGCUUGCGACCCGAGGUGGUCUGGCGCUGCGGCCUGUGCCAUCGGUACAGCCUCGACAUGCUGCUGCGCCACUUUGCACCGUACAUGCGCCGCCUCACGCUGUGUCCCCACGGCAGCGUAUGCGAUGAUAUGCGCUAUCUUGAAGACGCACUCACAGCCUGCAGUGCUCUCGAGGAGAUCGUGCUUGACGUCCGGCACGACCCGCAAAGCGUGUGGACGCGCUUGGUCGUUCUCGCCUGCCGCAUGCCCCGCCUCGCGUCGCUUACGCUACUGCUGCCCCCGCACGCCCCAAUUGUAGCAGCGUCGAUAUCGGAAGCGCUGGUCGCGCUGCUACACUCGCCGCAGUGCCAGGUGCUGCAUUUGCACAACAUUCGUUUCCAGCACGCAGCCGAUCGCGUCGCCGUGCACGAAGCUCUGCGUGCGUGCUCUUCGCUGCGUGAGCUUCACUUGGACAACACCGACUUGUCGCUUUUGUUUGUGCCCCACACGCUGACGCGCCUAUAUCUGAGGGCCCGCGACGACGCGGCGCGCAUCGAGAUGGCCGAAGCGAUGGAAGUGCUUGCUCGUCUGCAGCAGCUGCAAGAGCUCACACUUCGUCUCCAAGCGACCCAGCCGCUCUGGGUGCUCGAGGCUUUUCUCCGGCGGCAGCUUCCGCACCUCGACCGGUUGAGCGUCCGUGGCACACCUCGUGUUCGCCCGGCAGAGUGCAGCUUCGGUUAA